UGCGCCCGCCCGGCCGCUGUCCGCUCUCCAGGCGCGGCCGCGGUCCCGGCUGCAGCGCGCCGCCGGGUGUCCGGGCGAUCCAUGGGCAGCGGCGAGGGUCACGAUGACAGAUUACGGCGAGGAGCAGCGCAACGAGCUGGAGGCUCUGGAGUCCAUCUACCCCGACUCUUUCACAGUAUUAUCAGAAAAUCCACCCAGCUUCACCAUUACUGUGACAUCUGAGGCUGGAGAAAAUGAUGAAACUGUCCAGACUACCCUUAAGUUUACAUACAGUGAAAAAUACCCAGAUGAAGCUCCCCUUUAUGAAAUAUUCUCCCAGGAAAAUCUAGAAGAUAAUGAUGUCUCAGACAUUUUAAAAUUAUUAGCAUUACAGGCAGAAGAAAACCUUGGUAUGGUGAUGAUCUUUACUUUAGUGACAGCUGUGCAAGAAAAAUUAAAUGAAAUAGUAGAUCAAAUAAAAACCAGAAGGGAAGAAGAAAAGAAACAGAAAGAAAAAGAAGCAGAAGAAGCCGAAAAGCAAUUAUUUCAUGGCACUCCUGUUACAAUUGAGAAUUUCUUAAGUUGGAAGGCCAAGUUUGAUGCAGAACUCUUGGAAAUUAAAAAGAAACGAAUGAAAGAAGAAGAACAAGCAGGAAAAAAUAAAUUAAGUGGGAAACAGCUAUUUGAAACAGAUCAUAAUCUUGACACAUCUGAUAUCCAAUUCUUGGAGGAUGCUGGAAAUAAUGUGGAGGUAGAUGAGUCUUUGUUCCAGGAAAUGGAUGACUUGGAGCUGGAGGAUGAUGAGGAUGAUCCAGACUACAAUCCUGCUGACCCAGAGAGUGACUUGACUGACUAAUGGACUGUCCCUGUCUGCAGAGAGGCUUGACUGCCACAGCAUCUGUGGCUAUACUGAGAGGGUGUUGAUUUUCCUUUCUUUUUUUCUAAGAAAAAAUAAUUUUCAGGAGAAUAUUCUUCUGAUAGCUUUCAUCAUUGAACUAAAUAAACUGACUUUAAAAUUUCGAAUAUAAAA
Molecule: messenger RNA, 1009 nt
Organism: Diceros bicornis minor
Lineage: Eukaryota; Metazoa; Chordata; Mammalia; Perissodactyla; Rhinocerotidae
Gene: RWDD1
Product: RWD domain containing 1
Exons: 7
Coding region: 104-835 (243 amino acids)
Biological process (GO): cytoplasmic translation
Molecular function (GO): protein binding
Source: RefSeq, a predicted model, not a curated record